Molecule: messenger RNA, 8983 nt
Organism: Anolis carolinensis (green anole)
Lineage: Eukaryota; Metazoa; Chordata; Lepidosauria; Squamata; Anolidae
Gene: scn2a
Product: sodium channel protein type 2 subunit alpha
Exons: 27
Coding region: 347-6568 (2073 amino acids)
Biological process (GO): neuronal action potential; membrane depolarization during action potential; sodium ion transmembrane transport
Cellular component (GO): plasma membrane; axon; voltage-gated sodium channel complex
Molecular function (GO): protein binding; voltage-gated sodium channel activity
Source: RefSeq, a predicted model, not a curated record
CUUUUUUCUUCUCUUUUUGAUUAUCCCCCUCACAAGCAUUUUUUCCCCUUACGGAUGUUGGGAAACGCAGGGAGAUUCUCAGUGGAAGACACCAGGCCAGAAGAUUACUGCAAAAAGAGAUUUUGGUUUGGGUGGGGUGGAUCAUUUUGCCAAGGAGACAAGUGUAAAAAUGGGAGACUUUGGGAAGCUGCUGUCUUGAGGAACCUGAACAGCUGCAUCAGGGAAACCUUUACAUGCAGACCUAUGGAUAAUGGUAUUCCUUAUUACCUUGUAAUCUGUCCUCCUUCUUCUCAGCACUUUUUUAUGCAUGGGACACAACUGUAAUUAAGAGGUGCAGGAUGAAAAGAUGGCACAAUCAGUGCUGGUACCACCAGGACCUGACAGCUUCCAUUUUUUCACAAAAGAAUCAUUGGCAGCUAUCGAACAGCGCAUUGCCGAGGAAAAAGCGAAGAAGCCCAAACAGGAACGCAAAGACCUCGACGACGAUGAGAACAAACCAAAACCCAAUAGUGACUUGGAGGCUGGCAAAUCACUGCCCUUUAUAUAUGGAGACAUACCUCCGGGAAUGGUGUCUGAACCCUUGGAAGACCUCGACCCAUACUACAUUAACAAAAAAACAUUUAUAGUAUUGAAUAAAGGGAAGGCGAUCUUCCGAUUCAGUGCCACUUCUGCCGUGUACCUGUUAACUCCUUUCAACCCUGUUAGAAAAAUAGCUAUUAAAAUUUUGGUACAUUCAUUAUUCAGCAUGCUUAUUAUGUGCACUAUUUUAACCAACUGUGUAUUUAUGACUAUGAGUAACCCUCCGGAAUGGACAAAGAAUGUAGAAUACACAUUCACUGGAAUUUAUACCUUUGAAUCACUAAUAAAAAUUCUUGCAAGGGGCUUCUGUUUAGAAGGUUUCACUUUCCUCCGGGAUCCCUGGAAUUGGCUGGACUUUACAGUUAUUACAUUUGCGUAUGUAACAGAAUUUGUAAACCUAGGCAAUGUUUCAGCUCUUCGAACUUUCAGAGUAUUGAGAGCUUUGAAAACUAUUUCUGUAAUCCCAGGUAAGAAGUGGAGUGGCUUGACAAAGUGCCAGGCCCCUUGUAUCUCCAACUGUUUCUUGUGUGCUGUCAUUGUGUUUGUGUGUGGACUCCCCUAUUACAGAUAUGUGACAGAGUUUGUGGACCUGGGCAAUGUCUCAGCGUUGAGAACAUUCAGAGUUCUCCGGGCAUUGAAAACAAUAUCAGUCAUUCCAGGUCUGAAGACCAUUGUAGGAGCCCUCAUUCAGUCGGUGAAGAAGCUCUCAGAUGUCAUGAUCCUGACGGUCUUUUGCCUAAGCGUCUUUGCGCUAAUUGGGCUGCAGCUUUUCAUGGGCAAUUUGAGGCACAAAUGUCUGAUUUGGCCACCAGACAACUCUACUUUUGAAAUAAACAUCACUUCCUACUUUGACAGCACGGCAGGGGAAAAUGGCACCUACGUUAAUACAACCGUGACUACAUUUAAUUGGGCAGAAUAUGUCAGCGAUGAUAAUAACUUUUACUUCUUAGAAGGACAAAAUGAUGCUUUGCUGUGUGGCAAUGGCUCCGAUGCAGGUCAAUGUCCUGAAGGUUAUAUGUGUGUAAAGGCCGGUAGAAAUCCCAACUAUGGCUAUACAAGUUUUGAUACCUUCAGCUGGGCCUUCUUGUCACUCUUUCGACUGAUGACUCAGGACUACUGGGAAAAUCUUUACCAACUGACUUUGAGAGCUGCCGGCAAAACAUACAUGAUCUUUUUUGUUCUGGUGAUCUUCUUGGGAUCUUUCUACCUGAUCAACUUGAUCCUGGCUGUUGUUGCCAUGGCCUAUGAAGAGCAGAAUCAAGCCACAAUGGAAGAAGCUGAGCAGAAAGAGGCAGAGUUUCAACAAAUGCUUGAGCAGCUGAAAAAACAACAAGAAGAAGCUCAGGCAGCUGCUUUAGCUGCCGCCGCAGAUGAAUCCCGGGAGUUCAGUGACGUUGGUGGUGUAGGAGGUUUCUCGGAGAGCUCAUCAGCCACAUCAAAGCUGAGUUCGAAAAGUGCAAAAGAGAGGAGAAACAGACGGAAAAAGAGGAAACAGCGAGAACAAUCUGAAGGAGAUGAAAAGGAUGAGGAUGAAUUUCACAAAUCUGAAUCGGAGGAUAGCAUCCGAAGGAAAGGCUUUCGAUUCUCAAUUGAAGGGAACAGGCUGACUUAUGAAAAAAGAUUCUCUUCCCCACAUCAGUCUUUACUGAGCAUUCGUGGCUCCCUGUUUUCCCCAAGGCGCAGCAGCAAAGCAAGCCUUUUCAGCUUCAGGGGCAGAGCAAAGGAUAUAGGAUCAGAGAAUGACUUUGCAGAUGAUGAGCACAGCACCUUUGAAGACAACGAAAGCAGAAGAGAUUCCCUCUUUGUUCCUCAUAGACAUGGCGAGAGGCGCAACAGUAACAUCAGCCAGGCCAGCCGGUCAUCGAGGAUGGUGCCUGUCCUUCCAGCUAAUGGAAAAAUGCAUAGUACAGUUGACUGCAAUGGAGUGGUUUCCUUAGUUGGUGGGCCUCCUGUUCUUAUGUCACCCACAGGUCAACUUCUGCCUGAGGGCACCACCACAGAAACAGAAUUAAGGAAAAGACGAUCAAGUUCUUACCAUAUGUCCAUGGAUUUUCUCUCUGAUCCUACGGCAAGGCAAAGAGCAAUGAGCAUAGCCAGUAUACUCACCAACACAAUGGAAGAACUUGAGGAAUCCAGACAGAAAUGCCCUCCCUGUUGGUAUAAAUUUGCUAACAUGUGCUUAAUCUGGGACUGCUGUGAUCCCUGGUUAAAAGUAAAGCAUGUUGUUAAUUUGAUUGUGAUGGAUCCAUUUGUCGACCUCGCUAUCACCAUCUGCAUUGUUCUGAACACUUUGUUUAUGGCCAUGGAACAUUACCCAAUGACUCCGCAGUUUAAUAAUGUGCUAUCUGUUGGAAACUUGGUGUUCACUGGCAUCUUUACAGCAGAAAUGUUCCUAAAGCUAAUAGCCAUGGAUCCUUACUAUUAUUUUCAAGAAGGCUGGAAUAUUUUCGAUGGCAUCAUUGUCAGCCUGAGUUUGAUGGAGCUGGGUCUUGCAAAUGUCGAAGGACUUUCUGUCCUGAGAUCCUUCAGAUUGCUUCGGGUUUUCAAAUUGGCAAAAUCUUGGCCAACAUUAAAUAUGUUGAUAAAGAUUAUCGGCAACUCAGUUGGUGCCUUGGGAAAUUUGACCUUGGUCCUGGCCAUCAUAGUCUUCAUUUUUGCUGUGGUUGGAAUGCAGCUAUUUGGCAAAAGCUACAAGGAAUGUGUUUGCAAGAUCUCCAAUGAUUGUGAACUUCCACGCUGGCACAUGAAUGACUUUUUCCACUCUUUCUUGAUUGUCUUUCGGGUACUUUGUGGAGAAUGGAUAGAGACUAUGUGGGACUGUAUGGAGGUUGCAGGACAAACCAUGUGCCUUACUGUCUUCAUGAUGGUCAUGGUUAUUGGAAAUCUAGUGGUUUUGAACCUCUUUCUUGCCUUGCUGCUGAGCUCCUUCAGUUCAGACAAUCUUGCUGCUACUGAUGAUGACAAUGAAAUGAACAACCUCCAGAUUGCUGUGGGGAGGAUUCAGAGAGGAAUUGAUUACGUGAAAAGAAAAGUACGCGAAUUUGUCCAAAAGGCUUUUGUGAGGAAGCAGAAAGCUUUGGAUGAAAUCAAACCUCUUGAGGAUCUGAACAACAAGAAAGACAGCUGCAUUUCUAACCAUACCAUUGUAGAUAUUGGCAAAGACUUCAACUAUUUGAAAGAUGGCAAUGGAACAACCAGUGGCAUAGGCAGCAGUGUGGAAAAAUACAUAAUCGACGAAAGUGAUUACAUGUCAUUCAUAAACAACCCAAGUGUUACUGUGACUGUGCCCAUUGCGGUUGGAGAAUCAGAUUUUGAAAACUUAAACACCGAGGAGUUUAGCAGUGAGUCAGAUUUGGAAGAAAGCAAAGAGAAAUUGAACGCAACUAGCUCAUCUGAAGGCAGCACAGUGGAUGUUGGAGUUCCCCAAGUGGGAGAGCAACCUGAAGCUGAGCCUGAAGAAUCUCUUGAACCAGAAGCCUGUUUUACUGAAGGCUGCAUGCGGAAAUUCGAGUGUUGUCGAGUCAGUGUUGAAGAUGGGAAAGGAAAAAAGUGGUGGAAUCUUCGGAAGACCUGCUACAAAAUAGUUGAACAUAAUUGGUUUGAGACUUUUAUUGUCUUCAUGAUUCUCCUCAGCAGUGGUGCUCUGGCCUUUGAAGACAUAUAUAUUGAACAGCGCAAGACCAUCAAGACCAUGUUGGAAUAUGCGGACAAAGUCUUCACGUACAUCUUCAUCCUGGAAAUGCUUCUGAAGUGGGUGGCCUAUGGCUUUCAGAUGUAUUUCACUAAUGCCUGGUGCUGGCUGGACUUCCUCAUUGUGGAUGUUUCUUUAAUUAGCUUAACAGCUAAUGCCUUGGGCUACUCUGAGCUUGGUGCAAUUAAAUCGCUUAGGACUUUAAGAGCUUUGAGACCUCUGAGAGCCUUGUCACGGUUUGAAGGAAUGAGGGUGGUGGUGAACGCCCUCUUGGGAGCAAUUCCCUCAAUCAUGAAUGUGCUCCUCGUAUGUCUUAUAUUCUGGCUGAUCUUCAGCAUUAUGGGAGUGAACCUCUUUGCUGGCAAGUUCUAUCAUUGUAUUAAUACCACGACGGGGGAAAUGUUCAGCAUCGAUGAAGUCGACAAUCAGACUCAAUGCGAGGAGCUCAUUGAGAGAAAUGAAACAGCCCGAUGGAAAAAUGUGAAAGUCAACUUCGAUAAUGUGGGACUUGGUUAUCUCUCCUUGCUUCAAGUAGCCACUUUCAAAGGAUGGAUGGAUAUUAUGUAUGCAGCUGUGGAUUCACGGAAUGUGGAAAAGCAACCUCAUUAUGAAGAUAAUCUGUAUAUGUAUCUCUACUUUGUUAUCUUUAUCAUCUUUGGAUCCUUCUUCACCUUGAAUUUAUUUAUUGGUGUCAUCAUAGACAACUUUAAUCAACAAAAAAAGAAGUUUGGAGGUCAAGACAUCUUUAUGACAGAAGAACAGAAGAAAUAUUACAAUGCAAUGAAAAAACUGGGGUCCAAGAAACCACAAAAACCUAUACCAAGGCCAGCAAACAAGUUCCAAGGCAUGGUUUUUGACUUUGUAACAAAGCAAGCCUUUGACAUCAGCAUCAUGAUUCUUAUCUGCCUUAACAUGGUCACCAUGAUGGUAGAAACAGAUGACCAAACUGACGCAAUGGAAACCAAUUUAUACCGAAUCAAUCUGAUCUUCAUAGUCCUUUUUACUGGAGAGUGUGUCCUAAAGCUGAUUUCACUCCGCUAUUAUUAUUUCACCAUUGGCUGGAACAUUUUUGAUUUUGUGGUUGUCAUUUUAUCCAUAGUUGGUAUGUUCCUGGCAGAGAUCAUUGAGAAAUACUUUGUGUCGCCCACCUUGUUCCGUGUGAUCCGACUUGCCAGGAUUGGCCGGAUCCUGCGUCUCAUCAAGGGGGCUAAAGGGAUCCGCACUCUGCUCUUUGCCUUGAUGAUGUCUCUCCCUGCCUUGUUCAACAUUGGCCUCCUCCUUUUCCUCGUCAUGUUCAUCUACGCCAUCUUUGGGAUGUCCAACUUUGCCUACGUGAAGAGAGAAGUUGGAAUCGAUGACAUGUUCAACUUUGAAACCUUUGGCAACAGCAUGCUGUGCCUCUUCCAGAUCACCACCUCAGCAGGCUGGGAUGGCCUCCUGGCCCCCAUUCUCAACAGUGGACCCCCAGACUGUGACCCAGAGAUAGACCACCCGGGAAGUUCGGUCAAAGGAGACUGCGGCAACCCUUCUGUUGGGAUUUUCUUCUUUGUCAGCUACAUCAUCAUAUCUUUCUUAGUGGUGGUAAACAUGUAUAUAGCUGUAAUUUUGGAGAACUUCAGUGUGGCAACAGAAGAGAGUGCCGAACCUUUAAGUGAGGAUGAUUUUGAGAUGUUCUAUGAGGUCUGGGAAAAAUUUGAUCCAGAUGCAACCCAAUUCAUCGAGUUUUGUAAACUCUCAGAUUUUGCUGCUUCACUGGAUCCUCCUCUUCUUAUAGCAAAACCAAACAAAGUUCAGCUCAUUGCAAUGGAUCUGCCCAUGGUCAGUGGGGACAGGAUUCACUGCCUUGACAUCUUGUUUGCCUUUACAAAGCGUGUUUUGGGAGAAAGUGAGGAAAUGGAUUUACUCAGAGUACAAAUGGAAGACCGGUUUAUGCAAGCCAAUCCUUCCAAAGCCUCCUAUGAACCAAUCACCACCACGCUGAAAAGAAAGCAAGAGGAAGUAUCCGCUGUCAUUAUCCAGCGAGCCUUCAGGAGCUACCUCUUAAGGCAAAAAGUUAAAAAGGUUUCCUCCCUUUUUAAUAAAGAUAGAAUCAAAGCUGGCGGUGACACCCAUAUCAAAGAAGACAUGAUUAUUGACAAGCUCAAUGAGAAUUCUACACCUGAAAAAAAUGACAUGACCCCUUCCACCACCUCCCCGCCGUCUUACGAUAGUGUUACAAAGCCCGACAAAGAGAAAUAUGAAAAGGACAAGUCAGAAAAAGAAGAUAAAGGGAAAGAUAGCAGAGACAGUAAAAAAUGAGCAAAACAAAGGUUCUCUUUGUGACACAUCGUUUACAGCUUGAGAAAGUAGAGGGUUACUUCAAAAGGACUCCCAUGGGAGGUUAAUGCCAAACUGACUGUUUUUGCACACACACAUACACACACACAAAUAUCUAUAAAUAUAUAUACAAAUGUUAGAUAUUUACUUAAGGUCAGUGCCUAUUAACUAAGACAGUGACCCCUCGCCGAUCCAAACGCUGCCCUGUAAAACAGGGUGGCAUGUUUGACAGGAGGUUACUGUUUUCAUUACCAGCUGACACUGCUGAAGAAGGGAGGGGAAAAAAUGGCUACCCAGACUGUAGGGACCAGUCCAAGAGGUGCAAACUGAGCGGUUAAGUGUGCUUAAUGUGAAACACUCAAGUACAAUAAUUGUAAUCCACUGUUUGCAUUCCAACUGCCACAUUUUUGCCAUAUUUUUACAGCAAUCGGUGUUGGUGAGGUUGCCAUUUUUUUAAUUCACAGGUUGUUUACUAUUAUAUGUGACUAUUUUUGUAAAUGGGUUUUCUGUUCUCGGGGCGGGUGGGUGCAGGGUCUUAGGGAAAUACGAGGACCAGCUGUUCUGUCUGAUUCUCUUGUAAUGUACAGGCAGAAGUGAUUUGCAUGAAGGCAUGCUGCACUUAUAGACCAUGCAUGGAAACAAAUAAGACUUCUUUGCACAAGAGUUUUAAAGACUUCCAUGUUUCAGGAUGGCUCCAGAUUCUGAGGUGCUUAAUACCAGUGUACAUCUUUAUGUCUCAUCCUGACAAUUCUUAAUGUGCCUGUAAGUCUCAUAAAAUCAACAGUUAUUCAACAAAGGUGCCCUCCCCCCUUCCCCCCAUGAACAUACAUAUGCCAUUCGGUCACCAAAGCUGAAAUGAACGCCCCUUGAGCUCAUUGGGACCCACUGUUUGGUAAGUGUGUAUAGGAUUGCAAAUUAAGUGGAAAACUUGGCUGGGAAGAUGGAAUGGGGGUGUUCUUGAUAUAUGCUAUUCUGCAGGAAACAAUAUGCACCCACUUUCCAGUCAUUUGGAUGCCAAACCGGUCAGAAGAAAGGGGAAGAAAUACCAGGCAUUUAUACGUUUUGUUUUGUUCGUCUGUUUGUUCUUAAUUUCUCCUGUUUAGCCAUCUUCCACUUCAGCAAGGUUGACAUCGUAUGUGUCAAUGAGACAAUCCUGUCUGUGUAAAUAAUUAUUUUAACCCUGUGGGGCAUAUUUGAGCAAAGGAGUUGAUGGCCUGUGCACAACAGUUAGGGCAUUCAAUAUGUACCACAAUAAGUGUCGGUCGCAAGCCUUGAACAGGAAAAUAUGAUGUAUUCUGUACCAUUAUAAGUAGUUUGGGGACUCUCACUGAAGCAUGUUGUUUAUCUCGCCUUCACUGCUGUGUUUCUCCCUCUCCCCCCGGGUUUGUUCAGAGAUCUAAUAUGGGAAGCCAUAUGUCAGUAAUAGGAGCGAAACAAUUUGUUCAACCAGCCACCCUUCCUCAUUUCAUUGAGCAAUAGUUUGCAUCUGUUUGGGGCGGGGAGGGGGCAGGAGAGGGAAGCUUCUUGCUCUGCCCUUAACUGGUUUUAUUCUUCUCUUGAAAUUUAGGUGAGCAUUAUUGUACAGGGUGUAGCCAUCUGUACACGUCAUAUUGCAAAGCAGUUUAAUCUGUUCAAAACACAUGGUUAGCGGUUUUCUAAAGGGGAAAGAAAUAUAUAUAUAAAUAGUGUACAAAUCUCAUUUGAUUUUAUUUUUCAGCAUUUUGUACAUAAAUGAUGAAACAAAACUGUUCUUCAGGUCGAUGUCACAGGCAGUUGUUAUUUUCUGUCCAUUGCACUUUUUAAUUCAAGAUCAUCACAAAGUAGGAAAUAAUAACAAUAACAAUAACAGGGAAGGAGAGAAUGGGACAAUGAUAGGUUCCUGGAUUGCUUUUUUAAUUAGUACUGUAUUUUUGCACACAUCUUAUUGUGAUUUCUUUCAAACUGAGUCCAAAAUGCACUUGCUUCCAAAUAGCUAUAACUUGUAAUUGAAAUGUGGUGGGAAAGGUUUGUUUGAUAUCCUAGCACUGCCUGCAUCAGCAGUUAGUCUUAUUAAUUCAUAAAAUCCUUGAUCUUUUCCAGUGUUUGUUUACAUAGACUAUUCUUAUUCUUGUUGAUUCAUGCUGCACUAGAAGUCUUCUAAAUAUUAUAUGCGGUUCCACAAUUAUAAUUUUCCCCUCCACAAGAACCAAGUAGCGAACUUGUAUAUCGGAUCACAUCAGGACAUAUUUUUUUUUGUAUUUCAUUCACAAGCAAAAAUUAAAUGUUAAUUCCUCCUUUUACUGAAACUGUUGACUUUGUGUGUUGGUGAACUGCAUGCAGGAAAAUGCUAUUACCAUAAAGAACGGUAAGCCACAUUACAGUUGAGCCAAAAGAAUAAAAACUUCAUUUUUUAUUGUA